This is a messenger RNA of Ornithodoros turicata, 1389 nucleotides long. RefSeq lists its product as uncharacterized. Lineage: Eukaryota; Metazoa; Arthropoda; Arachnida; Ixodida; Argasidae. The transcript is spliced from 2 exons. The coding region runs from base 1 to 1374 and encodes 457 amino acids. The record is from RefSeq and is a predicted model, not a curated record. Gene Ontology annotation, molecular function: protein binding.
AUGCUGGAUAUCGAGUCCGCGUCACGACUCUCGGAAGGACUCAAGAGGUCACCGCAGUUGAAAUCUGUUGUCCUACAGUACUGUGGUGUCAGCAAAGAGGGGAUGAAGCUCCUGUUGAAAGCACUUCAGCAGUGCAACCACUUGACGUCUCUGCAAAUCCGUGAUUACAGCUUCAAGAAAGCUGCCGCUGUGCAUCUGGCGGAAAUUGUGAAACGCAACAGCUACCUGAAGGACCUCUUUCUCUAUCGCAUGCCUGACGAUGUAUUGGCAAUUAUCGCGAUUGCGCUCAGAGAGAGCAGUUCGAUCGAGAAUUUGAAAAUAAAUGAAUCUAAUGAUAGUGCUCGUAGUAUGCCCCACAUUUCUGAUGCCUUGAAGACGAACGGGACAAUAAGAACUUUCACAGACGCAGGUGCAACGCAUCUAGCACGAGCUCUGGAGUCAAACCAUACGCUUCGUGAACUCGAUCUCUCCCUUAACGACCUGACGGAAGUGACCCUGGUACAGUUUGUGAAGACCCUUACAGUGAACACUUCACUGGAAGUGGUGCAUCUUGGAACGAUCGCUUUCUCUGGCGAGGUUGACGAAGAGAUUGCUCAGGUUAUCAGAGCUAGCCACCAGUGUUACCACAGAAUCUCUACAAAGUGGAACACCCUCGCGCUGAACGAGUUGGCACGUCUCAUUUCGCUCAACUACGGCGACGUCAAAAAGAUUUACAUCUGGUUCGUUGAGGAGACACCCAUAUUGCGGGUGAUCUCAGCACUAGAAUCAAACUGUCACGUCACGGAAGUGCAUAUCGAAAGAGCUGAUCACGCGACGCCCGGAGGCGAGACGGUUAAAGCUCUUGCGCAACUUAUCGAAAAGACCAGGUCCCUCAAGUUUCUCCACUGCACAUGCCCUUUUGACGCUAACGCUACUUUCAUCAAGGGCCUUACAAACAACGACACGAUCAUCCGUGUCGAGCUCCUGGCCGCAUAUUUUACUACGGAAGUCGCCCGAGCGUUCGCAGCCAUGCUCGAAGCGAACACGACACUGCACGCCUUUGUCACGCAGUUCUCUUGUUACGAAGCAGGGGCGAUCAAAGUGAUUGCGAGGCACUUCCCCAAGAACUACACGCUCACCACAUUCUGGGGGGAUUCGGUGGGUUGUAACUCACGAGCACUGUGCCAGAUUUCCGACGUGCUCCGGAGAAACGAGCUGCUCCUCAAUCGUGCCACGAGGUUUGCCCUGGGCACCUGCAGGGACUGUGAUUGCAGAGAAGCAUUUCGGAUACUCUGGAGGUGCGAUUCCGUGGUGCAGCAAGUUAAGCGUGUCGCAGAGUGUACGGAAGAAGAGGCGAGGCAGUGUGUAGAAGAGGCGAAACUGCUGUUUCCGUAGAGAGGGUCUCUGCUU